AUGGUCCGGCCUGUACCCGCCCGCGCCCACCACCCUUGGCAGCCGGUGCCCGCGUCCACGAUGGGCAAUGAAGCCAGUUACCCGGCGGAGAUGUGCUCCCAUUUCACCCAAGAAGAAAUUAAAAGGCUGAGCAAGCGCUUCAAGAAGCUGGACGUGGACUCCUCGGGCUCUCUGAGCGUGGAGGAGUUCAUGUCCCUGCCCGGGCUGCAGCGCAACCCGCUGGUGCAGCGGGUGAUCGACAUCUUCGACACCGACGGCAACGGAGAGGUGGACUUCGAGGAGUUCAUCGUGGGGACCUCCCAGUUCAGCGUCCGAGGGGACGAGGAGCAGAAGCUGAGGUUUGCCUUCAGCAUCUAUGACAUCGAUAAAGACGGCUACAUUUCCAAUGGGGAGCUCUUCCAGGUGCUGAAGAUGAUGGUGGGGGACAACCUGCAAGACUGGCAGUUACAGCAGCUCGUGGACAAAACCAUCAUCAUCCUGGAUACGGACGGCGACGGGAGAAUAUCCUUCGAGGAGUUCAGCGUGGUGGUCAGAAACAUGGAAAUCCACAGGAAGUUGGUGGUAAUGGUGUGAGCUUUUUUUUUUUUUUAAGGGCGCCACCCACCAACUCUCACUUAACUUUUCUGUCUCUUUCAAAGUCGCUCCAGGCAACCCAGCAGCUGUCUCUCUGACUUAUUUGGAAGUGUUUCUCUUUGCGAAGGAAGCCACAUUGUCUAACAUGAACCUUAUGACCAACUUGGUGUUAUUGAUUCUUCUCUCACUGAUUCAGAGUAACACCCUGAAGGAGUGUGGUGAGGAAAGAAAAGCAAUUGGCUUUUAUAAAUGUCUUUUUCUUUGUUUUUGACUCAGCAGCCAAACUAUAUAUAGAGUCCAGAAGAACUUGAAAAAUUCAAAAAUAAGAAAAUAUACACAUCUUUGCCUCUCCUUCUCAUGCUUUUACAUAAGGGAGAAAAUUGCACAAUUUGUCAGGUAUUAGGUGAACUGCUUUUAUUUAUCUGCGGUGUCCAGGUAUCUUUUGCUAGAUUGUUAACUUCCUGUUGUGGCAACAGAAACAAAUAUACUUCUCGUGGCUGAGCACCUUUUAAGCAGCUCCCUGGGCAGGAAAAGCCCAUCUUUCCCUUUCCCAGACUGCAGCCCGCUCCCCAUCUUCAUCCAGAAAUCCCUGAGCAUUCUGGAGAACUCCUCCUGUCUCAUUGUUCCAGCCCCAGCCCCAGGGACUGGCCUCAGGGCUCUUGUAAGAAAUACGAAGCCUGGACUGAGUGCCCAGCCCAAUUCAGCCUCAGUGGCGGUCGGUCUUUCAGGAUGGGCCACCCACCCCAAUAUCAAGUUCAGUGAAGGGUCCUUCUAGACAAACAGGGCACAGGCCUUCUCAGAAAGAUCUCACCUCCAAAACUCAGCCACACCCACCAGCCCCCAAUUAGAGGGAAAGGGACAGAUUCAGAGUCAUUCCUCCCACAAGGCAGAGGCGGUGAAGACCUCAGCUGCAGCGGGCUUCCCCCAGGAUGCUGAAGUGGUGUUGCUCCUGGUUGUUCCUGAAGAGACGGGCAAACACGUCUCUGCAGCAGGCAGGGGGGAAUGCUGUCUGCACUGGCUACACUUAGCUUUAAACGUCAGACGUGGGGCCUGGCAGGGAACCUGAGAGCUCUUGCAUCUCAGGAAGACUUUUCAUUCCUCACACCCUAAUAAAUCUGCAGCCAAGGGGUGUACCAGGGCCUGUUCACCCUGGGCCAGUGUGUAGGCAUCUCUUCCUAGCUCUGUGUUCAGUGAUGUCAUAUCGAUAGUUUGGAAUUGAAUGUGAUGGAACUAGUAUAUCACAGAAAGGAGCAAAAAGUUUUCGUUUUGUUCUGUUUGGGAAACGAUUGUACUAGUAAGUAUACCACUGCCUGUACCCCGGAUGUCACCAGCUCUCCAAGGUCCCAUUUACUGUCAGUUCUCGGAAAAUAAGCUGUCCUUGGUCCCAGCAUCUGCCACUUCACACCAACCCUCUUCUUUGGAGUGGACCACUCCCCCUGGUCUCAAAACACAAGGACGAUGAAACAUACUCACCCUGAACUGGACAAAACCCAGUUGCUCAGGAUGAGGAAGAUCUGUUUGAAAGAUACCAUCAUCCCUAUAUUUUAAAGAAGACAGUAGCUAGUCUUGAAAAAAAAAAAAAAUAAGUCCACAAAUUUAAUUACUGUCAGGGCACCCAUCUGCCAAGGCUCCCAUAUUUUUUCGUUAGUAGGAACCACAAAAAAAUAUAUAGGAUUCUUAGUCCCUUUAAUUCCUGUGCAGUCCUAAUGCAUUAAUGAUCAUUAAAUGGUACCAACACUGUA
Messenger RNA from Suricata suricatta (meerkat), 2315 nucleotides. RefSeq names its product protein phosphatase 3 regulatory subunit B, beta (gene PPP3R2). The record is from RefSeq and is a predicted model, not a curated record. The transcript has a single exon. Bases 1 to 573 code for a protein of 190 amino acids. NCBI's taxonomy places the organism in Eukaryota, Metazoa, Chordata, Mammalia, Carnivora, Herpestidae. Gene Ontology annotation, molecular function: calcium ion binding; calcium-dependent protein serine/threonine phosphatase regulator activity.